Molecule: messenger RNA, 6497 nt
Organism: Thunnus maccoyii (southern bluefin tuna)
Lineage: Eukaryota; Metazoa; Chordata; Actinopteri; Scombriformes; Scombridae
Gene: clec16a
Product: C-type lectin domain containing 16A
Exons: 24
Coding region: 228-3740 (1170 amino acids)
Biological process (GO): endosomal transport; regulation of autophagosome maturation; endosome to lysosome transport
Cellular component (GO): late endosome; endolysosome membrane
Source: RefSeq, a predicted model, not a curated record
AUUCCGAAUCAACCAGCUACUGUAGCGAAAGAAACAGCAACUCCCACACAACCCGUCCACUACUGCUGUUACGUAAUGACCUCUCAUCGCUGCUAUCGCCACCUAUCACCUUCUGUUUGCUAAGUAGCUAUCUGCACAGGAAAGUGGGUGUAAAUGGAUAGAUGCGGACGCUAACGUUAGCGAAUUAACUCACCCGUCAAAACAUCAGCCCCCUUAAAACCGCAACCAUGUUCGGCCGGUCACGGAGCUGGGUUGGAGGACAGGGGAGGACGAAAAACAUCCACUCCUUGGACCAUUUGAAGUAUAUGUACCAUGUUUUGACCAAAAACACAACAGUGACAGACCACAACCGAAACCUACUGGUGGAGACCAUCCGCUCCAUCACAGAGAUCCUCAUCUGGGGGGACCAGAAUGACAGCUCUGUGUUUGACUUCUUCCUGGAGAAGAACAUGUUUGCCUUCUUCCUGAACAUCCUACGUCAGAAGUCCGGACGCUACGUGUGCGUCCAGCUCCUCCAGACCCUCAAUAUCUUGUUUGAGAACAUCAGCCAUGAAACUUCCCUCUAUUACCUCUUGUCGAACAACCACGUGAACUCCAUCAUCGUCCACAAGUUUGACUUCUCGGAUGAGGAGAUCAUGGCCUACUACAUCUCCUUCCUCAAGACCCUGUCACUGAAACUGAACAAUCACACCGUGCACUUCUUCUACAAUGAGCACACUAAUGACUUUGCCCUGUACACCGAGGCCAUUAAGUUUUUCAACCACCCCGAAAGCAUGGUCCGCAUCGCAGUCCGCACCAUCACACUCAACGUCUACAAAGUUUCAUUGGACAACCAGCACAUGCUGCACUACAUCCGAGAUAAGACAGCAGUGCCAUAUUUCAGCAACUUGGUCUGGUUUAUUGGCAGCCAUGUCAUCGAACUGGAUAAGUGUGUGCAGACUGAUGAAGAGCAUAAGAACAGAGGGAAAUUAAGUGACCUGGUUGCAGAGCACCUUGACCACCUUCACUACCUGAACGACAUCCUCAUCAUCAACUGUGAAUUCCUUAAUGAUGUGUUGACUGACCACCUCCUCAACCGCCUGUUCCUUCCCCUCUAUGUCUACUCUUUGGUUAUCCCUGAAACAUCUGAAGAGAGAAAGAUCAACCCUCAGGUGUCCCUCUACCUGCUGUCUCAAGUGUUUCUGAUCAUCCACUAUCAGCCACUGGUCAACGCCCUGGCGGAAGUUAUUCUCAAUGGAGACCUAUCUGUCUUCACCCUACCGACAGACAUACACAGCACGCACAAGAACACGGCCAGUGCGGGAGGCGUGCGUCGGUUCACCAAGCCCCCAGAGUCUCUGGAGCGCUCCCUGGAGCUGUCCCGCCACCGCGGCCGCAAGAGAACCCAGAAGAGACCAAAUUACAAGAACCUGGGCGAGGAGGAGGAUGACGAAAGAGCUGGGGGAGGGGGAGGAGGUGGCGGCGGCGGAGGAGGAGGAGGAGGAGGAGGAGGAGAGGAGGGCUGGGACGACGACAGUAGGGGAGGAGACGGAGGCCGAGAGAGGGAGAAGGGAAAAGGUACAGAGGGAGGAGGAGGUGGGAGUUCUAAGGGAAGCAGAGCGAGUGGUGAGACAGCGGAAGAGAUAGAGAUGGUGGUGAUGGAGAAGUGUAAGGUGUCAGAGCUGACGGAGCAGAACAUCACCGACGAGGAGAAGACGGCAGCAGCCACCCGCACACAGACGCAGAGGAGCAGACCGUUCUUAGACAUGGUGUACAGUGCCCUCGACUGCACCAAUGAUGACUACCACGCCCUCUUUGUCCUCUGCCUGCUCUACGCCGUCUCUCACAGCAAAGGUAUAAACUGUGAUCUUCUUGAGCGGCUGCAGCUGCCGGUCCCCGACCAGGAGAGGAGCUCCUACAGUUUGGUGUUGGCAGAGAGACUAAUCAGAGUUAUGAGCCAGGCAGCACAGCCUGAUGGUAAAGUGCGUCUAGCUACCCUGGAGCUGAGCUGCCUUUUAUUAAAGCAGUCCGUGCUGUCUGGAAACCACUGUAUAAUCAAAGAUGUCCACCUGGCCUGCCUGGAGGGUGCCAGAGAAGAAAGUCUGCAUUUACUGCGGAGAUUUUAUAAGGGUGAAGAGAUCUUUCUGGACAUGUUUGAAGAUGAAUACAGGAGCAUGACGAGUAAACCGCUGAACGUGGAAUAUUUAAUGAUGGAUGCCUCGAUACUGCUGCCACCCACGGGCACCCCGCUGACUGGUAUCGAUUUCGUCAAGAGGCUACCUUGUGGAGACGUGGAGAAGACACGCAGGGCGAUCCGUGUGUUCUUCAUGCUGCGGUCGUUAUCGCUCCAGCUGCAGGGAGAACCUGAGACGCAGCUGCCUCUGACCAGACCUGAAGAUCUUAUCAAGACAGAUGAUGUCUUAGACCUCAAUAAUAGUGACCUAAUAGCUUGUAUGGUGGUCAGCAAAGAUGGCGGCCAGGCCCAAAGGUUCCUCGCUGUGGAUGUCUACCAGAUGAGUCUGGUCGAACCAGAAACCAAACGUCUCGGAUGGGGUGUAGUCAAGUUUGCCGGCCUCUUGCAAGACAUGCAGGUGUCUGGCGUUGAAGAUGACAGCAGAGCGUUGAACAUCGUCAUCCACAAGCCCAGCUCCAACCCCCACGCCAAGCCCCUGCCCAUCCUGCAGGCCAACUUCAUCUUCGCCGACCACAUCCGCUGCAUCAUUGCCAAGCAGAGGCUAGCUAAAGGUCGCAUCCAGGCCAGACGCAUGAAGAUGCAGAGGAUCGCAGCUCUGUUGGACCUGCCUGUGCAGCCCAGUGCGACGGAGGUGUUGGGUUUUGGCCAGACGACCAACGCUUCACCCAGCGGCCUGCCUUUCCGAUUCUAUGAGCAGUCAAGACGAGCCCCCAACGACCCCACGGCAAACAGAUCAGUCUUUGCCUCCGUCGAUAAAGUACCAGGGUUUGCGGUGGCUCACUGUGUGUCACAGCACAGUCCCUCUCCCCUCUCCUCACCCUCACCUCCCUCCAGUGGGAGUGGGAGCACAGGAAGAUGUGACUCUGUUACUGCAAGCACUAUAUCAGCUCAGAGCCCCACAGAUGAUGGCACGUUUUUGGAGCACACACCUCCCUCCUCUUCAGGAGGAGAAGGGGAAGGAGGAGGCGGGGAAGUAACACUGGUCUCCUCUACUCCCUCGACCCCAGCUCCAGCUCACGCCUUGGCCCCGAGCCUCACCCCGGCCUCCCAGCCCACCAUCUCCCUCCUCACCGACAGCAACGCCGACACCCUCAGCGUGGAGUCGCUCACGCUGCUGCCCCCUGCCGACUCACCACACCUACACCCCUGUGCCAGCCACAUUUCCACAACCCUUCAGAGACCAGACGCUCCCAUUGCAGAAGAGGAAGAGGACUAUAAUGACGAGAAAGAGGGAGAUUGGAAAGGAAAACAAAGGGAAGAGGAAGAGCUAAAGGAGGAGGACAUCGAGAAGUCUUUGAUGGAUGAGACAGAUGUGACGGUAAAAGAGGAAACCACAUCGACAGAGUUGGUCACACCCACUGAUGAGGCGCCGCAGGAACCAAAGGGAGGAAACGUGGCAGAAGAUGAGGAGCCUGUAGAUGAAGACAUACCUCUUGGAGCACAUAGAGACCGGCCCUCUGCUGCACAGCUGCAAGUAAGAGACAACUCAACAGCUACAGAGUCUGCAGAGAAGACAGAUGAUACAGAGAUACACACUGAAACACCAGACUCGCUUGAACUGGACUAACAUUCACGCCCAUGCACUUAAACUCAUCUCUCUCUCACACACACAUAUACAUACAGAGGACAGUGAAGUGCGAUAGUUAAACUAUCCAGCUUGGCUGCAGUAUAUUUUCAUGUUGCAACCUGUCGGUAGUGUGUGAUGUGAAUAGCAUAAGAGGCUUUUGGAGGCAUCUCAACAUUUGUGUUUGCACAUGAAGAAAGACUCUUUUUACUCACAGAGAAAAACAGAGGAGGAGACAGACAGAUGGCGGAACUCGUGGAAAAGCUCAAAAGCACGUUUUGGGUUCCCCGUGCACUGGAGUGCGUGUGUAUGCGAGUGAUUUUAGCACGCGCGGGUCAAAGGCGCGCAACCAGCAACAUUUUUUUACUCAUUCUGAUCAAUGGUCUGUCAGCUCAGAGACACACACACACACACACAUGCUCCACAUGCUGCUGCUGCUGUGAGGUUUUCAAAGAUCUGUUCUAUUUUUGUGUCUUAUGUUCACAUAACAGUUCACCACUGAUGUUUCGCGGUGGUGGUCACUACUAUGCUAAACACACACAUGCUGUCACACACACACACACACACACAGAGUAAGCUGCACUAGCCUUUUUAACUGCUGCAUGUCAGACCUGUUUGCAGUUACUGCCACCUAGAACUGCCACUGGUUAGGCGUGUGCGUAUGGUUGCGUAUGGUGGGGGUGUGUUCUCCAUCUGAUUUAGUUCUUAUUGUUCCACUAGUAAAGUAAUGAUCCAUUAAUUUCCCAUUUGCUAAUCAAUGGCUAUCAUAAAAAAAUGUAUGAAAUGAUCUUGAGCAAGGAGGGAGCAAACUGUGAAAACGUUCAUUUAAUGGCCAUCUUGUUCUCCUGCUAGUUAAACAUCUGGAUGAAUGAAUCCAUUCAGAUGCAACAUGAGGUGUGUGAAAGCAGCUGAUCGUGAUCACAGCCAGCACAGAGUUGGUUUCCAUCGUCGUUAAUGUCGAUCUCUCGGGCUGACAGUUUAGGAUGGUUUGCUUGAGUGCAGCGUAACAAUGCAUUUUCAUUUUUAAGAUAUGCAAGAGUAAUCAACAAACUUUGACCUCAGCAGAUUGGCUUUUAGUUCAACUUCCAUUCCAGAUCUUUUAACUUCUUUCCCAAACCCAUGAGUGGAAUCCUGCAGAGGUAAGAUAAUGUGUGCUCAUUCAGCCCGACCGGCAGAAUAGAUAAUGCGAAAGAGCUGAUUGGUGGUGCAGUAGUGAUACAUAAUGCUUAGCGGUUCAGUGAGUAGUAAUAGGAACUCAGUCCAUGCAUUCAUUCAUUCAUUCUAUACAAUGAGAAUUCAAACCUGUGGUAAUGCAGGUGUGCCACUGGUUAUAAAACAUAUUGUAAGUUACUGGGAUUGUUUCAUAUGUUUAGGAAAUAUUUAAAAACUGAACUUUCUUGAUUAAACGACAGCCUCAUAGUGUGAUACAGUUUAAUAGAGAUCAGUGAUGUUAGACAACUUCAUAGAGUCACAAGAAACUAUUUGAAGUAACGUACGUGUCUUCAGGUCCGCACAUCGCCACAACAACACUGGGUUGAAUGUAUCUGCUGCUUGCCCCUCAGACACUGACCUGAGCUCAGUUUAAUUCUCCAUAUAGAAAUCUCUGUAUCUGAUGUAAGGACUGUAAACCUGACCUGGGGGCAGAUUACUUGAAACAUUUACUGGUAAUCUUUUAUGACAGCAUUUGGCUCCGUUUUAGAGUUUGACUUGCAUUUUUCCUGGGAAGACAACAGCACAUAGGUUCCCAGCUACUUCCAAAUUAGGAUGAUUGUGUUCACAUAGAAUGCUCUCAACGCACUCCUCUAACAUUUUUUUUCUGUUUUCAUUAUAUUAUUUCAUUAUAUCCUGCUUUUCUUUCCUGAGUAAUGGAUAUCAAAACAUAGUUUGAAUUAUAUUUUCAUCCCCAAUUGAGGCCACAGCUGCGUAUAAAACCUGGAAAAAUUGCCAACAAUAGCCCCAAGAGUCAUAACAGGCUGUUCUGAGGUCAGCAUCUAGGGGCGAACCCCCUCCUUUAAUCAGCUGAAUAAAGCUUUACUACUGCAAUAAUCUUAAGAGCUACUCGAUGAAAGGAGAGAUGAAUGUAACGGACACCUUAUCUCUCCAAACAGCUGUGUUAUUCAAUUGAUAUGAAUGGGGUCAGUGUAUUUUAUCUUUGAUUCAUGACUUGAUUUCUUAAGAACAAAGCACACUCACUGAUUCAUUAUAACGUAAUUCCUCCCCUUUUGUUCACUUCUUCCUCAUAUUUUCUGCAUUCGCGAUCCAGCUCAUCCUCUCAUUUCCUGUGCCAUCAUCGUAAGUCUUAAGGCUCGAUCAUUCUUAUUUUUAACUCUGUACAGUCGAGUUUGUUAACGAGAAAUCAGAGCAAUACUCUCUUUUUUUUUCUUUUCUUUUUUUUUUGAGUCUGUCUCUUAGUAUUUCCAUCUGGCUACUGUAUAUAGCAGCAGAAUGAUAGUGAUGAAGAGGCUUGGUACAAGGAGCAUUUGUAGAGAAGCUAGCGACGGUUUGGAGGAACACGCCGCCAUGUUGCCGCCAUGUUGUCUUCCAACAGGGCGGCGUGUCACCUGUAACCACUACUGCCAACCUCUACCCAAACAUGCCAUGACAAGCUUCCAUUAUUAAGUCUCUGAUUGUAGUGUGUGUGUAUGUAAUAUGUUUGUAUGCUCUGUAAAUGCUUUUGGCUUUUAAACAUGUAAUUAUUGUUAAUGAACUGAAACAGAGGAAUAAAUAAAGACCUGCAAUAAAUUAUUCUACUUAACAACA